UUUUGUUGACUUGGAAACCGUCGAAGCGUUGUUGUUGAAGAUGGAGGACAGCACAAUCACUGCAUGAACGAGAGCCUUACUUCCUGGAUUAUUCUCUUUUUGCGCUCGGAAUGAGAAACAUCACGCUGCCUGAGGAUGCCAACAGGUGAGAGUGAAGACCGGGCAAAAACUCGGGAAAGAUUCAAUGAAGUGUUCAAGAAAUACACGGAAUCUGAGAAGAAAAAAUUGAAAAAGAAAAGCACUGAAACACAGGAGACUAUUGUGCUUCAGAAUCUCAAAAAAAAUCUCAACCUUGAGAAGGACGCAGAAGAUGCUGAGACCAUCCUCCAGAACACAUAUGACCCAGAACAGGGCAGCCCUCGCUACACCAAGAAUAAAAGGAGGGAGAGAGAAAUAGCAGAGAAGGUUAAUUUUAACAACAAUAGAAACCAAGAGGAGAUUAAAACAUCAAAAUCUAAAAGGAAGAGUGGCCGGGACCUUCCCUCUCUCCCUGUGCCUGAGGACAUCAGAAGUUACAUCCAAGAGAAUGUUGAUGCUUCCAAGUCUGCAAUUACAUUGGACGCAGAUAAUGCUGGUGGUGGAAAGGUUCCAAAGCAUAAAACUAAGAGGGGAAAAAGCAAAGGAGAUACAGAAGCUAAAGAAGAGAGCCAGGUGGAGGACUCAGAAGAUAAACUAUUGCAUGAAUACCAGCAACAGAUAGUACAGGAGGAGCAGAGGACUUCAAAGAAGACAAGGGUCAAGGGAGAAGAAAAGAGUGUUAUUUCCCAAAGUGUUACACUGAAUAAUGAUGUGGGGAAGAAGAAAAAGAAGAAGCUGAGAUCUGUAGUCACAGAGUCAGAUGCAGGGGAUCAAGAUGAAGAUGAAGAUGGAGAUGCGUAUGCCGAUGUGGAAAAUGAAACAGAAUCCAAGGGAAAGAAGAAAAAGAAGAAGAAGCAUGUUGUCAAAGAAGAGAGUGAAGCAGAACCAGAAGUGCCACAGAAACCAGUGUUUGAUGACAGCCUUGUUCUUGGAGUGUACAUCCACAGAACAGACCGCCUCAAGACAGACUUACUGAUUUCACAUCCCAUGGUGAAGAUCCAUGUUGUUGAUGAAAUCACAGGGCAGUAUGCCAAGAAAGAAGACUGCCAUCGCCCCGUUUCCUCGUUUUAUGAGCAGGAAAGCGUUGACCACAUCCUCCCCAUCAUGACCCAGCCUUAUGACUUCAAGAAGAACAAAUCAGUCAUCCCCGAGUGGCAGGAACAGAUCAUCUUCAAUGAACGUUUUGGCUACUUUGUUCAACAUGACGAAGGCCCCAGAGUCAUACUGUUCUUUGAAAUCCUUGAUUUUGUGACUAUGGAAGAAGCAAGAGCCAACAUUGAUGUUGACAAGCACGAGCGAGGUUUCCGAAAGAUUGCCUGGGGAUUUCUUAAGCUUGUUGGCGCAAAUGGCGUGCUGAAUAUUGACAGUAAACUUCGACUCCAGCUCUUUUGCCCCCCACAUCGGGCAAAGAGACAGUCCAAAACAGUUGAGGUGGUUGAAUGGUGGAGGAAGUAUCCAAGAACCAAAUACGCAUCUACCCUUUACAUUACUGUAAAAGGCAUUAAACUCCCUGAGCAUGUGGACCCUAGUAUUCGGUCUAUGAUGGCACUGCAGGAGGAGAGAGGUAGCACCUCCUACAGUGAACUGCAGAACGAGGUCACAAAAAGAAGCUUGACACAACCUCUAGACAGCAAGCCUCCAGUCUUGAGAUGGAAUAGGCUGCCUGGUCAGAUCUGUCGGAUUCCUAACAAGCCCAUGUUGGCAUUUCGCGGCGGUCAGAUGGGCUGUUUCACAGUGCUCUUUUCUCACGCUGGAACCAUACUGGCUGCUGCUUGUGCUGACAAAGAUGCGUUCCCUGUUGUAGUGUAUGAGAUUCCCUCUGGCAAAGUUUUGGCUGCCUUCAAUGGUCAUCUCAAAAUAGUGUAUGAUCUCUGCUGGUCCAGAGAUGAUCGUAGCCUUUUAUCUGCCUCCUCUGAUGGAACUGUCAGAGAGUGGAAUGUAGAGAGGCUUCAAGCAACAGCCCAGAAGGUGCUCCCUCAUCCAUCGUUUGUGUACUGUGCUCGGUACCAUCCCACAGCCCAAAACCUGGUGAUAACUGGGGGCUAUGACAGUCUGAUACGAGUGUGGAGACUUGAUGUAGAUGAUGUGAAUGGCCAGUUGCUGCAGGAGUUUGAGGGUCACAGCAGUUUUGUUAAUGCAGUUUGCUUCGACUCUGAAGGUAGGAGAAUGUUUUCGGGAGACAACACGGGCCUCAUCAUUGUGUGGAAAACCUCAGUAAAUGAUGGCAGGCAGCGGCAGCAGCCAUGUCAUCACUGGUGUAUAGAGAGGAAAAUUGAUGAGAGUGACCUCAGUGGUAUCCCCAUCAACUUGCUGCAGCUCCAUCCGAAUGGGCGGUGCCUGCUCAUACAUGCCAAAGACAGUGUACUGAGGAUGAUGGAUUUGAGAAUUCUGGCUGUAAAGAAGUAUACUGGAGCCAUUAACUACAGAGAGAGGAUUUACAGCACUUUUACACCAUGUGGGAACUUCAUCUUUUCCGGGAGUGAGGAUGGGAUGGCGUAUGUCUGGAAUACUGAUACAGGUGAUCAAGUUGCAGUAUACUCUGAGCUUUGUUAUCCCACUGCUCUCCAUGGCAUGUCAUUUCACCCUCACGAGAACAUGGUAGCUUUCUGUGCCUUUGGUCAGAGCCAGCCUGUCCAUGUGUACCUAUAUGAUCGCAAAGUUUCCCAGCUGGAGGUGCACAGUAUAAAAGCAGCAAGCAGAUCAGCUUCUGCAGACACCAAAACUGUCAGAAACACACCUGAGCCCUUAGCGUUGCAGGACACCUCUGUCUCUGCAGCUGUGGAUCAGUUUGCUCAAGCAACAAGACUUGCUCUAAAAAUGCAGUGUGUGAAGGAACAACUGGACUCAGUUCUGGAACCACGUCAAAGACCUUCUGCUUCUGGAUUCGUUUAUGAUCAAGAUAAAUUAGGCAAUACUCACACAGGUCGGAGCUUCACAUCAGAUGUUGGCACAACAGGAUUAAAUGCACCACUCCCACCUCCAUCUCUCCUGUCACCGCACUCCAGGCUGCAGCUCUCUGGUGCUCUGGCAGAGCAGCUUAUCCCACAGGCAUCUCUGAGCACUCAACACCGUGGGUUUAGUCCUGUUGGUCACCUAAAAGGUGCUUCGUCUUUUAGGCUACAGACGAGUCUCCUUGACCAGAUCUCUUCAGGCAUCCACAUGGAAACAGAUUCUGCCCCCGUUCAGCAAGUAGUCGUUUCUCUUUAUGAUUACAAAGCGAAUCGCUCUGAUGAAUUGACCAUUUGCCGUGGUGAUGUCAUCCAAGUACUGUACAAAGACAACGAGAACUGGUGGUUUGGACGCCUUGAAAAUGGACAGCAGGGAUAUUUUCUUGCUUCUUAUGUAGAAGAUCAGAGAGAUCUCAAUGAAGAGGUGACUCACAUGCCUUUGCCUAAAGGGACUGAUGAGAGGUCAACACCUACCAGGGUAUCUGCUGCAAUUAGUUCUUCUGGGGAACUUAGGUUUCUUUCUGAGCCGACGCUUUCUGACACCGAACCUGAGGUGGCAGAUGCUAGAACUAGAAGAAAAAAGAAGGUGAAAAAGCCAGGAAUGCCUGCAGCUUCGUCUCAGGCCGCGUUUUCAGAUGCAGACGCAUCAGCGUCGAUCAGCAGCAGGAGGAGAGGCCGACCUCUACCAAAGAGGCCGACGGCCCACACAAACAGUGCCUUUGAACCUGAUCCAUAAACUCACGGAAACAAACAGCAACAGUACAUCUGCUUUAUCAUUAUUAUGAUUUCUACUGCAGCUGUGAUGUUUGUUUUUUUUUAACUUUCCUUUUUUUAGCUUUGAAAAGUCACUGUUUGUAUUGCACUUAAUACAGAUUGAAUUGGUAAAAACUGUUUAUAAAAAUAUUUAAAUUGUAUAAUGCUGAUAACUGUAUUUUUUGUACAUUUAAUAUUUUGAAUAACGUACCUAAGUUAGAAAACAGAUCAUAUUGUGAUCUUAUAUAUUUAAUUCUACUUGGUAAUCCUGUAAGAGAUUUUCAAUGUUUAUAUGUUCUU
Molecule: messenger RNA, 4079 nt
Organism: Archocentrus centrarchus (flier cichlid)
Lineage: Eukaryota; Metazoa; Chordata; Actinopteri; Cichliformes; Cichlidae
Gene: ahi1
Product: Abelson helper integration site 1
Exons: 27
Coding region: 136-3762 (1208 amino acids)
Biological process (GO): motile cilium assembly
Cellular component (GO): ciliary basal body
Molecular function (GO): protein binding
Source: RefSeq, a predicted model, not a curated record